AUGGCUGUCGCUGACUAUAAGAGGUAUCUUGCUGAGAAUGUUCUCAACGAGCGACGCACGGUCACCUACCGGUCCUUAGGUCGAGCCCUUCGGGUUCAUAGUACCCUGGCCAAGCAGAUGCUUUUCGAUUUCCACCGCAACGAAAACAACAAGAAGCCAAACAGCGUCAAUGCGACUUACAUUAUCACGGGCAUCCAGAAAGCGCCAGAGACCCCUCCCACAACGAAUGGCCUUCAGGAUAGCUUCGAUGGCAUUCCCCAGAGCAGUCCCUACAUUAGCAGUUCGAUGCCGAACCAGGAUGUCGCUACGGAUGAGAUCGCCAUGUCCUCGGUUGUGCUUGUGCGAGAGGAAGACUUGGAGGAUGCGAAGGCGACUUUCCAAUCAAUCUCAUCGAUAUACGUCUACAGCCUUCAGCCAACGGUGCUUCAGGAUCUCAACGUCUUGACAGAUGUCGCGGGAGAGAUGAUCGCCAAGCAUGCUCAGGAGGAUCCCUUAGAAUACGGCAAGACCUGGGGCAUGAUCCAGGGCAACAAUGUCCGGAGACGAACCGGCGGUCGCCCUCCUGUACCAGCUCCCGCUCAGGCUCCAGCUCCCCCUAAGGCGACUAUUCCAGCUAAGCGUCCUGUUAAGGAAGAAGAAACACCACAACCCAAGAAAGAGUCUGAAGACAAGGCCCCGAAGACGGAGACAACGAUUAAACGCGAGGAACCUCCAGCGUCUAAGCCAACUGAGAAGACAGCUCCUCCAAAGCAAAAGAGCAGUAUAUUUAGCUCUUUUGCGAAAGCCAAGCCGAAGCAGAAGAAGGAAGAAUCAGCAACGCCGGCCACUUCGGCUGCCGAAUCGGCCGAACCCAGUGCUGCUGAAGAUGUGGUUCUGGACGACGCAUCAGACGGGGAUGAGGAGCCCGAGGAGCUCUUCCGAGACUCAGGGAAGUCCGCAUCCGCCGGUACACGUGAGUCGCGGAAAGAGCGUGAAGAGAGGCUCAGAAAGAUGAUGGAAGAUGAUGACGAAGACGAAGACGAAGAAAUGCCCGAUGCUGCACCGUCACCGGAAGCGUCUAAACCUAUCGACGAGCCGCCGCCGAAACAGGCUGAACUCAAGGAAGAAGUUACGGUGAAGGGCGGUCGUCGCAGGGGCAGACGCCAAGUCAUGAAGAAGAAGACAGUCAAGGACGAUGAGGGCUAUCUUGUGACUGUUGAGGAACCAAGCUGGGAGUCAUUCUCAGAGGACGAGCCAGCUCCACCUCCCAAGAAGAAGCCCGCUGUGAGUGCACCCAAGGGCAAACCAGCAGCGAAACCGGGACAGGGUAGCAUCAUGUCCUUCUUCUCGAGGAAGUGA
Aspergillus tubingensis is the source of this 1338-nucleotide messenger RNA. RefSeq lists its product as uncharacterized. Gene Ontology annotation, cellular component: delta DNA polymerase complex; nucleus. Lineage: Eukaryota; Fungi; Ascomycota; Eurotiomycetes; Eurotiales; Aspergillaceae. Gene Ontology annotation, biological process: DNA strand elongation involved in DNA replication; DNA synthesis involved in UV-damage excision repair; nucleotide-excision repair, DNA gap filling. The record is from RefSeq and is a predicted model, not a curated record. The transcript is spliced from 9 exons. Bases 1 to 1338 code for a protein of 445 amino acids. Gene Ontology annotation, molecular function: DNA-directed DNA polymerase activity.